Jaculus jaculus (lesser Egyptian jerboa) is the source of this 13797-nucleotide messenger RNA. It is a transcript of the gene Pkd1, whose product is annotated as polycystin 1, transient receptor potential channel interacting. Gene Ontology annotation, biological process: kidney development. Gene Ontology annotation, molecular function: protein binding. The transcript has 46 exons. The record is from RefSeq and is a predicted model, not a curated record. Lineage: Eukaryota; Metazoa; Chordata; Mammalia; Rodentia; Dipodidae. Gene Ontology annotation, cellular component: membrane. Bases 1 to 12876 code for a protein of 4291 amino acids.
AUGCCGCCCGGCGCGCCCGCCCGCCUGGCGCUGGCCCUGGGCCUGGGCCUGUGGCUCGGGGCGCUGGCGAGGGAGCCCGGGCGCGGCUGCGGGCCUUGCGCGCCGCCCUGCCUGUGCGCCGCGCCGCCCGGCGCCGCCUGCACGGUCAACUGCUCGCGCGGCGGGCUGCGGGCUCUCGGGCCUGAGCUGCGCAUCCCCGCGGACGCCACGGCGCUAGACCUCUCCUAUAACCUGCUCCAGGCGCUGGACGUCGGGCUCCUGGCAAACCUGUCUGCGCUGGUGGAGCUGGAUGUGAGCCACAAUAGGAUUUCUACGUUAGAAGAAGGAAUAUUUGCUAAUUUAUUUAACUUAAGUGAAAUAAACCUGAGCGGGAACCCCUUCGAGUGUGACUGUGAUUUGGCCUGGCUGCCUCGCUGGGUGGAGGAACGGCAGGUUCAUGUGGUACAGUCUGAAGCAGCCACGUGCACUGGGCCCAGCCUGCUGGCAGGCCAGCCCCUCCUUAAUGUCUCCCUGUCGGACAACACCUGUGGUGAGGACUAUGUCGCCUGCCUCCCUGACAACAGCUCGGGCACUGUGGCAGCGGUGGUCUUCUCUUUUGCCCAUGAAGGCCCACUGGAGCCCAGGGCCUGCAGUGCUGUCUGCUUCUCGGCUGGUGAGGGCCUUGCGUCUCUCUCUGAGAAGGGCCAGUGCCUGUGUGGGGCAGGCCGGCCCCCCAAUGCCUCUGCAGCCUGCUUGUCCUGGUGCUCCAGCCCCGUGCUGUCCCCUACCCCCGCCUGUGGGGGCCCCACCCUGCUCCAGCAUGUCUUCCCUGCCUCCCCAGGGGCUGCCCUGGUGGGGCCCCUUGGACCCCUGGCCUCUAGUCAGCCAGCAGACUUCCACGUCACUGCCCCCCUGCCCGUCCACUCUACACGAUGGGACUUUGGAGAUGGCUCUCCUGAGGUGGAUAUGGCUGGCCCAGAUGCAACCCACCACUAUUUGCUGCCUGGGAGCUAUCACGUGACCGCUGUACUGACCUUGGGGGCUGGCUCAGCCCUACUGGAGACAGAAGUGCAAGUAGAGGUGGCACCAUCUGCCUUGGAGCUUGUCUGCCCAUCAUUUGUGCGCACUGGGGAGAGCCUUGAACUUGGCAUCCGGCAUCUCGGAGGCUCAGCCCUUGAGGUCACCUAUAGCAUUCUGGCCCUGGACGAGGAGCCCACCCAAGUGGUGCACCCAUUCUGUCACGCGGACACGGAGAUCUUCCCCGGCAACGGGCACUGCUACCGCCUGGUGGCAGAAAAGGCGCCCUGGCUGCAAGCCCAGGAGCAGUGCGGGACCUGGGCUGGGGCCGCCCUGGCCAUGGUGGACAGUCCUGCCAUCCAGCACUUCCUGGUUUCCCAGGUCACCAGGAGCCUGGAUGUGUGGAUCGGCUUCUCGUCUGUAGAGGGGGCGAAAACAGGCCCAGCACCCCAGGGUGAGGCCUUCAGCUUGGAGAGCUGCCAGAACUGGCUGCCUGGGGAGCCGCACCCGGCCACUGCGGAGCACUGCGUGAGGCUGGGGCCCGCCGGGCAGUGCAACACCGACCUGUGCACAGCGCCCCACAGCUACGUCUGCGAGCUGCGGCCUGGAGGUCCCAUGUGGGAUGCUGAGAACUUCCUUGUGGGAGUGCCUGGUGGGGGUCUGCCGGGACCCCUUAGUCCACUGGCACAGCAGGAAGCCCUCCUGAGACCACGGCUGCCCGUGGAGGUCAUAGUGUUCCCUGGCUUGAGUCCAGGCCGCAAAGCCUUCCUCACUGCGGCCGAGUUUGAGACGCAGGAGCUCUGGGAACCCGCCCAGCUGCGCUUGCAGGUGUACCGGCCCUCGGGAGCAGUGGCCUCGGAAAGAAGCAGCGAGCCCGAGAACAGGACUGAGCUGGCCCCCAAGUGUGUGCCAGAGGGACACUGGUGUCCCGGAGCCAAUGUCUGUGUGCCAUUUGAUGCCUCCUGCCACUCUCAGGCCUGCGCCAAUGGGUCCGUGUCAGGGCCUGGGUUCCGCAGGGCCACCUACGCGUUAUGGAGGGAGUUUCUCUUCUCAGUGCCUGCUGGGCCCCCCACGCAGUACUCGGUCACCUUCCAUGGCCAAGAAGCCCCUAUGCUCCCGGGGGACCUCGUUGUCUUGCAGCAUGACGCUGGCCCAGGUGCCCUUUUGCACUGUCCCUUGGCUCCUAGCUGCCCUCACCUUGAGGCUCUGCAUCUCGUCAACAAUGCUUCAGAUUGGCUGGCCCACCUACCUGACCAGCUGGAGGGCGCUUGGGCUGGCCCUGCCUGCGCUCUGCAGCUGCUCUUGGCCACAGAGCAGCUUGUACCCUUGCUGGGUCUGAGGCCCAACCCUGGGCUGCAGCACCUUGGGCACUAUGAGGUCCGGGCCACCGUGAGCAACAGUGUGUCUAAGCACAACCUGUCCUGUAGCUUUGACGUGGUCUCCCCAGUGGCUGGGCUGCGAGUUGUUCACCCUGCCCCCCUCGAUGGUCACUUCUACGUACCAACCAAUGGCUCAGUCCUGGUGCUUCAGGUGGAUUCUGGUGCCAAUGCCACGGCCGUGGCUCGUUGGCCUGGAGGCAAUAUUAGCGCCCCCUUUGAGGCCGCCUGCCCCCCUGUAGUGGAGCCCCUCGAGCCAGGCUGCACCAGAGAUGCCAACGGCACCCUGUUCUCCGUGCUGACGCUGCCAGGGCUCGGGGAGGGGGACCACGCAGUAGAAAUCGUGGCGCAGAAUGGAGCCAGCCGCGCCAGCCUCAGCCUGAGCGUGACAGCAGAGGAGCCCAUACGUGGCCUCCGUGCCACACCCAGCCCUGAGGCCCGGGUGCUCCAGGGCGUCCUGGUGCGCUACAGCCCCGUGGUGGAGGCGGGCUCGGGUGUGGCCUUCCGGUGGACCAUCGAUGACAAGCAGUCCCUGACCUUCCACAACGCCGUCUUCAAUGUAAUCUACCAGAGCGAGGCCGUCUUCAAGCUCUCGCUGACGGCCUCCAACCAUGUGAGCAACGUCACCGUGAACUACAACGUCACCGUGGAGCGGAUGAACCGGAUGUGGGGGCUGUGGGUGUCGGCAGUGCCCGCUGUGCUGCCCCCCAACGCCACGCUGUUACUGAUGGCCGGUGUGCUUGUGGACUCGGCCGUGGAAGUGGCCUUCCUCUGGACCUUUGGGGAUGGCAAGCAGGUGCUUAGCCAGUUCAAGCCCCCGUACAACGAGUCCUUCCAGACCCCGGACCCCACGGUGGCUCAGGUGCUAGUGCGGCACAACACCACGCACACCUACGCUGCCCCAGGCGAGUACAACCUGACCGUCGUCGUGUCCAACACCUACGAGAACCUGACACAGCAGGUGCCUGUGAGCGUGCGCUCCGCGCUCCCCAGUGUGGCCGUGGUCAUGAGCAGCCGUGUCCUGGUGGCUGGCCAGCCUGUCACCCUUUCCCUGCACCCUCUGCCCCUGUCCGGUGGUGUUCUAUAUACUUGGAACUUUGGAGACCGUUCGCCUGUCCUGACACAGAGCCAGCCAGCAGUCAACCACACCUACGCCGUGACGGGCACCUACCGCAUCUCCGUGGAGGUCAACAACACAGUGAGCAGCGUGGGGGCGCACGCCGAUGUUCGUGUCUUCCAGGAGCUGCGUGGCCUGACGGUGUGCUUGAGCCCAGCUGUGGAGCAGGGAUCCCCCAUAGUGGUCAGUGCUGCUGUGGAGUCAGGUGACAACAUCACAUGGACAUUUGACAUGGGGGAUGGCAUGGUCUUCACAGGCCCCGAGGCCACAGUGCGCCACGUGUACCUGCGGGCACAGAACUGUACGGUGACAGUGGAGGCGAGCAGCCCUGCCGGCCGCCUGACCCAGAGCCGGCGCGUGCGAGUCUUUGUUCUGGAGGUGCUGCGCAUAGAGCCCACCGCCUGCAUCCCCACACAGCCCAGUGCCCAGCUUACAGCCCAUGUCACUGGGGACCCUGCCCAUUAUCUCUUUGACUGGACCUUUGGGGACGGCUCCUCCAAUACAACUGUUCAGGGCCACCCAACAGUGACACACAGCUUCAUGCAGAGUGGCACAUUCCCAUUGGCGUUGGUCCUUUCAAGCCAUGUGAACAAGGCACAUUACUUUACUAGCAUCUGUGUGGAGCCUGAGGUGGGCAAUGUCACCCUGCAGCCUGAGAAACAAUUUGUGCAACUUGGAAAUGAAGCCCAGCUGGUGGCCCGUGCCUGGCCGCCAUUCCCCUACCGCUAUACCUGGGACUUUGGCACGGAAGACGAUACCCCUGCCCGUGCUGGGGGCCCCGAGGCGACAUUCACCUAUCGAGAUCCAGGCUCCUACCUGGUGACGGUUACUGUGUCCAACAAUGUUUCUGCCACUAAUGAGUCGGCUUUCGUCGAGGUGCAGGAAGCUGUGGUGCUCACCGGAAUUGGGGUCAAUGGCUCCCAUGUGCUGGAGCUGCAGCAGCCCUACCUGUUCUUUGUCAUGGGUCGAGGGCGCCCUGCCACCUACCUAUGGGAGCUGGGCGAUGGCGGGCAGCACGAGGGCCCCCAGGUCACUCACAUCUAUGACAGCCCGGGCGACUUCAUGAUCACGGUGGUAGGCUGGAAUGAGGUGAGCCGCAGCGAGACCCAGCUCAAUGUCACAGUGAAACGCCGUGUGCGGGGGCUCAGCGUCAAUGCCAGCCGCACAGUGGUGCCCCUGAAUGGCAGCGUGAGCUUCAGCACCUCGCUGGAAGCAGGUAGUGAUGUGCGCUAUUCCUGGGUGCUCUGUGACCGCUGCACGCCCAUCCCUGGUGGUCCCACCAUCUCCUAUACCUUCCGCUCAGUGGGUACCUUCAAUAUCAUCGUCACUGCAGAGAAUGAGGUGGGCACUGCCCAGGACAGCAUCUUCAUCUAUGUCCUGCAGCUCAUUGAGGGGCUGCAGGUGGUAGGUGGCGGGGGCUGCUGCUUCCCCACCAACCACACACUGCAGCUGCAAGCCACGGUCAGGGACGGCACCAACAUCUCCUACAGCUGGACUGCCCAGCGCGAUGGUGGCCCCAUCCUCGUUGGCAAUGGCAAAAGCUUCUCACUCACUGUGCUUGAGGCGAGCACCUACCACAUCCAUGUGCGGGCCACCAACAUGCUGGGCAGUGCCUUGGCCAACCGUACCGUGAACUUUGUGGAGCCUGUGGGAUGGCUGACUGCGGCUGCCUCGCCCAACCCGGCUGCCAUCAAUGCCAGUGUCACUCUUGGUGCUGAAGUGACUGGUGGCAGUGAUGUUGUUUUCAUCUGGUCCCUGGAGGAAGGGCUGAGCUGGGAGACGUCCCAGUCAUCCACCACCCAUACCUUUGCCACAGCUGGCCUGCACGUGGUCAGGGUCACAGCAGGGAACCAGCUGGGCUCGGUCAACACUACCAUGGAGGUGGCAGUGCAAGUGCCUGUGGGUGGCUUAAGCAUUAGGGCUGGUGAGCUGGAUAGCAGCUUCGUGGCAGCUGGUUCCACUGUGCCCUUCUGGGGUCAGUUGGCCAUGGGUACCAAUGUGAGUUGGUGCUGGACAGUGCUGGGGGGCAGCAGGCACAGUCAGCACAUUGCCGUGAGCUUUCCCACCGUGGGCACCUUCUCUGUGCAGCUGAAUGCCUCCAACGCAGUCAGCUGGGCGACUGCUGUCUACAGCCUCACCGUGGAGGAGCCCAUUGUGGGCUUGGUGUUGUGGGCCAGCAACAAGGUGGUGGCGCCUGGGCAGCUCGUCCACUUUCAGAUCCUGCUGGUGGCUGGCUCAGCUGUCACUUUCCGCCUGCUGAUUGGUGGGGUCGUCAAUGAGGUACUUCCUGGUCCCCGCUUCUCCCACAGUUUCUCCUGGGUUGGAGACCACGUGGUGACCGUGCAGGCUGAGAACCACGUGAGCCGUGCCCAAGCGCAGGUUCGCAUCUUAGUUCUGGAGGCUGUUGGUGGGCUGCAGGUGCCCAACUGCUGUGAGCCUGGCAUGGCCACUGGUACCGAGAAGAACUUCACAGCCCGGGUACAACAGGGCUCCCGAGUCGCCUAUGCCUGGUACUUCUCCUUGCAGAAGGUCCAGGGUGACUCACUGGUCAUCCUGUCAGGCCGCGAUGUCACCUACACGCCUGUGGCUGCGGGGCUGCUGGAGAUCCAGGUGCGUGCCUUCAACGAGCUGGGCGGCGUGAACCUCACGCUCGUGGUGGAGGUGCAGGAUGUCAUCCAGUACGUGCUGCUGCAGAGUGGCCGUUGCUUUACCAACCGCUCGGCCCAGUUUGAGGCUGUCACAAGUCCCAGUCCCCGGCGUGUGGCCUACCGCUGGGACUUUGGGGACGGGACUCCAGGGCAGGAUACUGAAGAGCCCUGGGUUGACCACUUGUACCUGCAGCCUGGGGACUAUCGUGUGGAGGUGAAUGCCACCAACCUGGUGAGCUUCUUUGUGGCACAGACCACAGUGACUGUCCAGGUGCUGGCCUGCAGGGAGCCUGAGGUGAAGGUGGCACUGCCCCUGCAGGUGCUGAUGCGGCGCUCCCAGCGCAAUUACCUGGAGGCCCACGUGGAUCUUCGUGACUGUGUCACCUACCAGACCGAGUACCGCUGGGAGAUCUAUCGCGCGGCCAGCUGCCAGCGGCCAGGGCGCAUGGCUCAAGUGACCCUGCCGGGCGUGGAUGUGAGCCGGCCCCAGCUGGUGGUGCCGCGGCUGGCGCUGCCUGUGGGCCACUACUGCUUUGUGUUUGUGGUGUCAUUUGGGGACACGCCGUUGGCUCGCAGCAUCCAGGCCAACGUGACGGUGGCUGCUGAGCGCUUGGUACCCAUCAUUGAAGGUGGCUCGUACCGCGUGUGGUCAGACACUCAGGACCUGGUGCUGGACGGAAGCAAGUCCUACGACCCUAACUUGGAGGACGGUGACCAGACACCACUUAGCUUCCACUGGGCCUGUGUGGCCUCAACACAGAGUGAAGCAGGAGGCUGUAUGCUGAAUUUUGGGCCCCGAGGGAGCAGUGUGGUGUCCAUCCCCCGGGAGCGCCUGGAGGCCGGUGUGGAGUACACCUUCAACCUCACUGUGUGGAAGGCAGGAAGGAAGGAGGAAGCUGCCAACCAGACGGUGCUGAUCCGCAGCGGUCUGGUGCCCAUUGUGUCCCUGGAGUGCGUGUCUUGCAAGGCUCAGGCAGUGUAUGAAGUGAGCCGCAGCUCUCAAGUGUACUUGGAGGGCCGCUGCCACAACUGCAGCCGGGGCUCCAAGCAGGGGCGCUGGGCCGCACGCACCUUCAGCAACAAGACGCUAGUAUUGGACGAAACGACCACAUCUACGGGCAGCUCAGGCAUGCAGCUAGUGGUGCGGCAGGGCGUGCUGCGGGACGGAGAGGGCUACGUCUUUACUCUCACGGUGCUGGGCCCCUUGGGCGCGGAGGAGGGCUUUGCCUCCAUCUAUCUCUCACCCAACCGCCCUCCACUUGGAGGCUCCUGCCACCUCUUCCCGCUGGACGUUGUACAUGCCCUCACUACCAGGGUGCACUUCGAAUGCACAGGCUGGCGAGAUGCAGAGGACGGUGGUGCCCCGCUGGUGUAUGCCCUCCUGCUGCGGCGCUGCCGCCAGAGCUACUGUGAGGAUUUCUGCAUCUACAAGGGCAGCCUCUCCACUUACGGAGCUGUUCUGCCACCUGGCUUCCAGCCACGCUUUGAGGUGGGCCUGGCUGUGAUCGUGCAAGACCAGCUGGGUGCCGCAGUAGUUGCACUCAACAGGUCUCUGGCCAUUGUCCUGCCGGAGCCCAACGGUACCUCUGGGGGCCUCACGCCCUGGCUGCACAGUCUGACAGCCAGUGUUUUGCCUGGGCUACUGAGGCAAGCUGACCCCCAGCAUGUCAUCGAAUACUCACUGGCCCUCGUCACUGUGCUCAACGAGUAUGAGCAGGCCCUGGAUGUGGUGGCGGAACCCGGCCACGAGUGGCAGUUGCGCGCCCAGAUGCGGAAGAACAUUACGGAGACCUUGGUCUCGCUGCGGGUCCACACAGUGGAUGACAUCCAGCAGAUAACCGCCGCGCUGGCCCAGUGCAUGGCGUCCAGCCGGGAACUCGUGUGCCGUUCGUGCCUGAGGAAGGUGCUGCGCAAGCUGGAGGGCAUGAUGCGCAUCCUGCAGGCCGAGACUGCCGAGGGCACCGUGACGCCCACUGCCAUCGCAGACAGCAUCCUCAACAUCACAGGUGACCUCAUCCACUUGGCCAGCUCAGAUGUCCAGGGGCCUCAGCCCUCAGAGCUGGGGGCUGAGCCGCCCUCUCUGAUGGUGGCAUCCAAGGCUUACAACCUUUCCUCGGCUCUCAUGUGUAUCCUUGUGCGUUCGCGAGCACUCAAUGAGGAGCCUCUGACCCUAGUCGGGGAGGAGAUUGUGGCCCAAGGCAAGCGCUCCGACCCUCUCAGCCUGCUGUGUUACGGGGAAGCCUCGGGGCCCGACUGCCAUUUCUCCAUCCCUGAGGCCUUCAGUGGCGCCCUGUCCAAUGUUAGCGACGUGGUGCAGCUCAUCUUCCUUGUGGACUCCAACCCCUUUCCCUUUGGGUACAUCAGCAACUACACUGUCUCCACCAAAGUGGCCUCCAUGGCCUUCCAGACUCAAGCCGGGGCCCAGAUCCCCAUUGAGCAGCUGGCCACAGAGCGUGCCAUCACGGUGAAGGUGCCCAACAACUCAGACCAGGCUGCCCAGGACUCCUGCAGCCCUGCAGGCUCCGCUGUCCUCCAGCCCCGGGCCUCGGUCAGCGCCGUGGUCACCCCAGACAACAGCAACUCUGAAGCGGGGCUGCACCUGCGACUCACCUAUACAGUGCUCAAUGAGCACUACCUGGCCGAGGAGCCCGAGCCCUACCUGGCUGUCUACUUGCACUCAGCACCCCAGCCCAACGAGUACAACUGCUCUGCCAGCAGGAGGAUCAGCCUGCAGGCACUCGGGGGUGCUGACCACAGGCCCUACACCUUCUUCAUCGCCCCUGGGACUGGGGUCCCAGGCAGAAGUUACUACCUGAAUCUGACCAGCCAUUUCCACUGGUCAGUACUGGAGGUGUCUGUGAGCCUGUAUACAUCUUUGUGCCAGUACUUCAGUGAGGAGGAAAUGAUGUGGAAGACAGAGGGGCUGGUGCCCUUGGAGGAGACCUCACCUAGCCAGGCUGUCUGCCUUACCCGCCACCUCACUGCCUUUGGUGCCAGCCUCUUUGUGCCCCCCAGCCAUGUCCAUUUCAUCUUUCCUGAGCCUUCUGUGGGCAUGAACUACAUUGUCCUGCUGACAUGUGUGGUAUGCCUGAUGACCUAUGCGGUCAUGGUGGUGAUCCUGCGCAAGCUGGACCAGCUGGACGUCAGCCGGGUCCGCGUCAUUCCAUUCUGCGGCAAGGGGGGCCGCUUCAGAUACGAGAUCCUGGUCAAGACUGGCUGGGGCCGAGGGUCAGGUACCACGGCCCAUGUGGGCAUCAUGCUAUAUGGGGAGGACAGCCGCAGUGGCCACAGGCACCUGGAUGGGGACCGAGCCUUCCACCGCAACAGUUUGGACAUCUUCCAGAUUGCCACCCCGCACAGUCUGGGCAGUGUGUGGAAGAUCCGGGUGUGGCAUGACAACAAAGGGCUCAGCCCCGCCUGGUUCCUGAAGCACAUCAUCGUCAGGGACCUGCAGAGCGCCCGCAGCACCUUCUUUCUGGUCAAUGACUGGCUGUCUGUGGAGACCGAGGCCAGCGGAGGUCUGGUGGAGAGGGAGGUGCUGGCGGCAAGUGACACAGCGUUGUGGCAGUUCCGACGUCUCCUUGUAGCUGAACUGCAACGAGGCUUCUUUGAUAAACAUAUCUGGCUCUCCAUAUGGGACCGGCCACCUCGCAGCCGCUUCACCCGUGUCCAGAGGGCCACCUGCUGCGUCCUUCUGCUGUGUCUCUUCUUGGCCGCAAACGCCGUGUGGUACGGUGUCGUGGGAGACACCACCUACAGCCUGGGGCCUGUGUCCAGUCUGAUCCCACCAAGUGUUGACACAGUAGCCAUUGGCCUGGUGUCCAGUGUAGUGGUCUACCCCAUCUACCUGGCUGUCCUGUUUCUUUUCCGGAUGUCUCGGAGCAAGGUGGCUGGAGGCCAGAGCCCCAUCCCGGCAGGGCAGCCGGCCCUGGAUGUGGAUACCUACCUGGACCCUUCUGUGCUGGACAGCUCCUUCCUCUCACUGUCAGGCCUCCGUGCAGAGCAGGCCUUCACUGGGCAGGUGAAGAAUGACUUGUUUCUGGAAGAUGCUAAAAGCCUGGGGUGCUGGCCAUCCAGUGAUGGCACACUCAGCUGGCCAGACCUGCUCAGUGACCCAUCCAUUGUGGGUACCACCCUGCAACAGCUGGCACGGGGUCAGCCUGGCUGCAUGCUGGGACCAGAAGAGGAUGGCCUCUCUCUGGUCAGCAUCUCUUCUCCCACCAAAUACUUGUCAGCAUCAGAUGAAGACCUGAUCCGACAGGUCCUGGCUCCCACGCGGGACGCCCACCUAGAAACGGACCUACUCACCAACCUGUCUGGUGCUCCUGGAAUGAAGACAGAGACGCUAAAGCUGCAGAGGCUGGGGGAGAAGGGGCCACCCAGCCCUGGCCUGACCUGGCAACAGUCCCCGGUGACAAGGCUCUCAAGGACAGGACUGGCGGAGGGUCUUCGGAAGCGACUGCUGCCUACCUGGUGUUCCCCCCUGGCCCAUGGGCUCAGCCUGUGCCUAGUAGCGGUAGCCAUGGGGGUCUCAGGGUGGGUUGGUGCCAGCUUCCCCCCAAAUGUGAGCAUCAUGUGGCUCCUCUCCAGCUGCUCCAGCUUCCUGGCCUCAUUUCUUGGCUGGGAGCCCCUUAAGGUCCUGUUGGAAGCACUCUACUUCUCACUGGUGGCCAAGCGGCUGCACCCUGAUGAAGACGACACCCUGGUAGAGAGCCCAGCUGUGACCCCUGUGAGCGAGCGCGUGCCUCGUGUGCGGCCCCCGCAUGGCUUUGCCCUCUUCCUGGCGAAAGAGGAAGCCCGCAAGGUCAAGAGGCUACAUGGCAUGCUGAAGAGUCUCUUGGUGUACAUGCUUCUCCUCCUGGUGACGCUGCUGGCCAACUAUGGGGAUGACACAUGUCAUGGCCACGCCUAUCGCUUGCAGAGUGCCAUCAAGCAGGAGCUGGAUAGCCAGGCUUUUCUGGCCAUCACUCGGUCUGAUGAGUUCUGGCCAUGGAUGGCCCACGUGCUGCUGCCCUAUGUCCAUGGGAACCAGUCCAGCCCCGAGCUGGGGCCCCCACGGCUGCGGCAGGUGCGGCUGCAGGAAGGACUCUGCUCAGACCCUGCCAGCUCUGCAGCGCACACGUGCUCAGCCACGGGAGGCUUCAGCACCAGCGACUAUGGAAUUGGCUGGCAGAGUACAACCAACAAUGGCUCUGAGACAUGGGCCUACUCUGCACCUGACCUGCUGGGUGCGUGGUAUUGGGGCUACUGUGCUAUGUAUGACAGUGGUGGCUACGUGCAGGAGCUGGGCCUAAGCCUGGAGGAGAGCCGCGCACGGCUGGGCUUUCUGAAGCUACAUAACUGGCUGGACAGCAGGAGCCGCGCGGUGUUCGUGGAGCUCACGCGCUACAGCCCUGCUGUGGGGCUGCACGCAGCUGUGACGCUGCGCCUGGAGUUCCCUGCUGCUGGCCACGCGCUGGCCGCCCUCAGCAUCCGCCCGUUCACGCUGCGGAGACUCAGCACAGGCCUUUCCCUGCAGCUGCUCACCUCGGCAUGCCUGCUGCUGUUUGCCUUGUACUUCACUGUGGCUGAGGUGCGUGCCUGGCGCAGGGAAGGAUGCGUGUGCACAGCGUGGCGUGGUGCUUGGGCACAGUGGCUGCUGGUGGUGCUGAUGGCGGCCACCGGGCUUGUGCGCCUGGCCCAGCUGUUUGCCGCGGAGCGCCAGUGGACUCAAUUUGUGCGCGGCCGGCCGCGCCGCUUCACCAGCCUCGACCAGGUGGCUCAGCUGAGCGCUGUGGCCCAGGGCCUGGCCGCCUCACUCCUGUUCCUGCUCUUGGUCAAGGCUGCCCAGCAGCUACGGUUCGUGCGCCAGUGGUCUGUUUUUGGGAAGACACUACGCCGAGCCCUGCCAGAACUCAUGGGAGCCACCCUGGGCCUGGUGGUGCUUGGUGUAGCUUACACUCAGCUGGCUGUUCUACUCAUCUCCUCGGGUGCCGACUCUCUUCACAACGUGCUCCACGCCUUCCUGGUGUUGUGUCCUGGGGACAAGGUCCCCACCCUGUGCCCUGAGUCUUGGUACCUGUCCCCUCUGCUGUGUGUGGGACUCUGGGCUCUGCGGAUAUGGGGUGCCCUGAGGCUGGGGGCUGUCCUCCUGCGUUGGCGUUAUCACGCCCUGCGUGGGGAGCUCUACCGCCCAGCCUGGGAACCCCAAGACUACGAGAUGGUGGAGCUGUUCUUGCGAAGGUUGCGCCUCUGGAUGGGCUUCAGCAAAGUCAAAGAGUUCCGCCAUAAAGUCCGCUUUGAAGGCAUGGAGCCGCUGCCCUCCCGCUCAUCCAGGGGCUCCAAGUCCUCGCCGGCUGCACCUCCGCCCAGUGCCGGCUCCGAUGGCUCACACCUCUCCACCUCAUCCAACCAGCUGGGUGGGCUGAGUGUAGGCCUGGGCCGCCCGGUGCCCAGGGGGCGGGGGCUGGCGGAGCCGGAGCCCUCCCGGCUCCACGCUGCGUUUGAGGCCCUGCUCACCCAGUGUGACCGCCUCAACCAGGCCACGGAGGACGUCUACCAGCUAGAGCAGCAGCUCCAGAGCUUUCGAGGCCAUGGGCACAGCAAGACUCCCUCCUUGCCUCCUCUUAGUUGCUCCUCAGGCCCUCGGCCAGCCCUGCCCAACCGCCUUGCUCGGGCCAGUCGGGGGAUGGAUCCAGCCACAGGCCCCAGCAAAGCACCCCUGUGGCCUAAAAACAAGGUCCACCCCAGCAGCACUUAGCACCGGUGACCUGGCCAUGCUCUCUCCUCAGAGCCAGAGUAAACACCGCUCAGUAUUACCUUCUGCCGCCUUCCAGGUUGGGCCAGGCAGAAUGGCUGCACACACAUUCCAGGGCACAGGCAGUGUGGCCCUGUCUGCCUGCCUAUAGGCUUUAGCACUUUAAAUAGGCUGUGUGGCCAGCCAGGACCCAGGGUCCCCUCCCCACGGGAGGACACAGCAGUAUUGGACCGAGCGAGUACCCAGCCUCUGAGACGCUAAUUUAUUUCCCAAGUCCUCAGGUACAGUGGGCUGUGCCCAGCCCUGCUCCUGGGCAGCCAUCUUCCCUUGCUAAGGACCCAAGCUCCAGAGAGAGCUGAGCUGUACUCCCACCACCCACCCCUAAGUUAUUGCCUCUCCUGUUGUCCUCAGAGCACUCGCCUCUAGCCGCCGUCCCCUUUUAUGUGCGUCAGUAAUUUAUACAGGGUUAAAAUGUAUAUAUUUUUGUAUGUCACUUUUUUCAAUUAGGGCUGAAGCUGGGGGCCCUGUGCCCAUUAUGACCCAGGGUUGGGGAGGCGGGGAGGCUGUGGCCAUUUAUUGGAUCCGAGUCUGGUUUUAGGCAAGUGCUGGAUAGUAUUUGGGCCACUGUGGCCUUUUUCCUCCCUUGACUGGAAUCAGGUAGCACCCAGGCCUGCUGGUGUCAGGUCUGGGCAAGGGCAGGACUAGUGUGGGGCAAAGGAUGCCAAGUUAGAGGACAAAACCCCUCCUGGGGGCUGGCCCCUGUGGCAGGGGAGGGUGUGUGUGUGUGUAUGUGACGGCAUGUGUGCGAUGUGUGAUGGUGCCUGCCUACUUCUGCAUUGUCUCUGCGGGCUUGGCUGUAGCUCAACCCCGACCCUGCCCCAACCCCAAACAGACAAAGUCAAUAAAGCAGCUGUCUGACUGCUA